AUGGCACUCCCUGGAUUUCAUAAUAGUCAGGAACGAGAUAAAUCUUACGAAGAAGUGUUUAGGAGGUUGGAUCUUAAUGAUAAUGGAAAAAUUGAUUUUAAGACACUUAAGAAGGCUUUCGAAAAUACCGAUCAUCCUCUGAAGAAUAAUGAGGAGGCAAUGCAAUUUUUGUUUGCUGCCAUGGAUGGAAAUCAUGAUGGAAUAGUGGAUUUGGAAGAUUUCAAAAAAUAUGCUAGCAUAGCCGAGGGACAAAUUGAAAAGGGUUUUCAAAGGAUUGAUGUGGAUAAUGAUGGUAUGAUUAGGGCUUCUGACGUCUCUAAAUACCUCUCCACUUUAGCAAAGAAGGAAGCAGCUUCUAAUGAUACUAAAAAAGUUAAUUCACCAGUAGCGACAAAAUUUAAUAAGUUUAUUGAAUGGGCAUUUCAUAAGGAUCAAAAAUCACAGGAAUUAAGUAACAACUCAGCCUAUAUUAGCUACGACCAAUGGAGAGAUUUUUUACUUUUAAUGCCUCGAAAAAAAGGCUCCCGUUUGCAAACAGCAUAUUCGUACUUCUAUCUAUUCAAUGAAGAUGUCGAUUUAUCCUCUGAAGGUGAUAUGACGCUUAUCAAUGACUUUAUUAAGGGAUUUGGUUAUUUUAUUGCCGGUGGAUUAUCAGGAGUAAUAUCACGUACGUGUACGGCCCCAUUAGAUAGAAUUAAGGUAUUCUUGAUUGCAAGAACCGACCUCUCAUCUACUUUAUUGAAUUCCAAAGAUGCAUUAAUAGCUAAGAAUCCAAGGGCUAACUUAGCAAAAAUACGAUCACCUAUAAUAAAGGCCAUAAGAUCAUUAUAUAGACAAGGUGGGCUAAGAGCAUUUUAUGUUGGUAAUGGAUUAAGUGUAUUCAAGAUUUGUCCGGAAAGUUCAAUCAAAUUUGGUACAUUCGAAUUGGCUAAAAGACUAAUGGCAAAUUUGAGUGGUGAUAAGCUAGUUAAUGAUUUAUCUAAAUUGCAAACAUAUGUUGCUGGUGGGAUUGCUGGUGUGAUGGCACAGAUAUCAAUAUACCCAAUUGAUACUCUAAAAUUCAGAAUCCAGUGUGCACCCUUGGAAGGGAAUUUGAAGGGAAAUGCAUUGCUCAUUUCCACUGCCAAAGAGAUGUAUAAGGAGGGUGGAAUUCGUGUUUUUUACAGAGGGGUUUUACUUGGUGCAUUGGGAAUCUUCCCAUACGCUGCAUUAGAUCUUGGCACUUUUUCUGCUUUAAAAAAAUGGUAUAUCAAAAGGCAAUCCAAAAAACUCAAUAUUCCUGAAAAGGAUGUCAUGCUCAGUUACUUACUCGUGUUACCUAUGGGGGCUUUUAGCGGAACAGUAGGAGCUACUGCUGUAUAUCCAAUAAAUCUACUUAGAACAAGACUUCAAGCUCAAGGAACAUAUGCACAUCCUUACACAUACACAGGAUUUAGGGAUGUCUUUAUGCAGACCUUGAAAAGGGAAGGUGUGCCUGGUUUUUAUAAGGGAUUGGUGCCAACUUUGGUGAAGGUUUGCCCAGCAGUGUCGAUUGGAUAUUUGUGCUAUGAGAAGUUUAAAGCUGCUAUGAGUUUGGAAUAA
Messenger RNA from Naumovozyma castellii, 1581 nucleotides. It is a transcript of the gene SAL1, whose product is annotated as Ca(2+)-binding ATP:ADP antiporter SAL1. The record is from RefSeq and is a predicted model, not a curated record. The transcript has a single exon. Bases 1 to 1581 code for a protein of 526 amino acids. NCBI's taxonomy places the organism in Eukaryota, Fungi, Ascomycota, Saccharomycetes, Saccharomycetales, Saccharomycetaceae.